Molecule: messenger RNA, 402 nt
Organism: Striga hermonthica
Lineage: Eukaryota; Viridiplantae; Streptophyta; Magnoliopsida; Lamiales; Orobanchaceae
Source: the annotation of a GenBank genome assembly
AUGGUUAACUUGAUCGGUGUAAACUGUGUGAAGAAAGGUGAGGGGCACGCGUCGGCGUGUGGCCGGAGCAAGCACCGCAUGAGCGCGUCACGGGGUCAAAUGGAACUAAAGUUACCAUGUUGCCCUUGGAAGGUUCGUGCGUCUCGUCGGUUGAAUGCGAUUGGUAGAGUUUUGGAGAUGGGUCGGGAGAGUUUUGUGAAUACAGCGGCGGCGGCGGCGGCAGCGAAGGUGGCGGUGGUGGAGAAGAUGAAAGGGAGGAGCUGUGAAGUGCGUGCUCACAGUCAGAUUCUGAGGAUCAGAGCUGAAGAUUCGCAUGUGGGAGAGGAUGUGGCCAAUUUCAUGCUCUUCUCUCGGCCAAUAUUACCGGCUUCGCCACUUGGCGGUUUAAGCAGAGUGGAAUGA